This is a messenger RNA of Nezara viridula (southern green stink bug), 7083 nucleotides long. The record is from the annotation of a GenBank genome assembly. Lineage: Eukaryota; Metazoa; Arthropoda; Insecta; Hemiptera; Pentatomidae.
UCCUGAUAAUGUUUAAUAAUUAUUAAAAAAAUUAUAAAAUUCUUAAAAUGUUGUUAUUGGACUGUGAGAUAUUAAUAUUUGUUGAGAGUAUUUGUUUUAAAUUUAUACUACCCCAAUUUUCAAUUCCUGCUGAUAUCUCAUAAGGAGGAUGAAUAUUGUUCUAUUUCAAAUCUUGUCUAAUUAGCACAAUUAAGAUUUUUGAAAUAAAAUACCAUAAAGGAUGCAGCAUGGCUAUUAUGUUCUAGUAAAUUUUGUAUUUUUAUGUUAUACAUAAGUUCUAAUUAAUAUUGGCUAAUACAUAUGUGAAUGUAUAAACCCAUAAUCUUAUAUAUCUAUUGUUCUGUUAAUACUCGUGCAAGAUUCCAAUUUCUUGGAUCUAAUUUGAAUAAAAUAAUUAUCUUUUCAAUGGACUAGCCUCAAAGAUCGAGGGGUGAAGGUGGUAGGAGCUCAGCAGGCAGUGGCAUGGGAGAUGACCCGCCGCCUUCAGAGUCCCGACACAGCUCUGAGCUGAGAAGAAUGCUUGAAGAUGAAGCUGCUAGCUGUAGGAGAAGAAUAGAAACAUAUAAGCAGGCCCAGCAACAUCAGGCUGCUCUUGUCAGCAAGCUUCAAGCUAAGUUGUUGCAAUACAAACAAAGAUGCAAAGAGUUGGAAGGUCGAAUGGAGGAAGUGAUGGAACCAGAAAGAAGAGCACCAAGUGGCUCUUCUGCCCUGGAGGCUGCACAAGCCCAACUGAGAGAAAUAAAAGAGGAGAGAGUACUGGACCUUGAAACUACUCACAGACUACUUCUCGAAGAACGGAAAAAAUACGAGAAGCUAGUUCAAGUUAACACUGCUCUACGUGAACAACUUGAAGAUGCUCAUGAAACCAAUGAAGCGUUAGCUAACGAUUUGCAAAAACUGAGUAGUGACUGGGCAGAUAUGAGAGACGAAAUGAUCAUCAAGGAAAACGAAUGGAAAGAAGAAGAACAAAGCUUUAAUGACUACUACUCUGCUGAACAUGCCCGACUCCUGGCGUUGUGGAGAGAUGUUGUAAAUUUAAAGCGUCACUUUACGGAGCUACAGAGUGCUACCAGCAGAGAUUUAAUUAAGAUGAAAUCGGAUCUAUCCACAGCAUCAAGGGAUAUUCUUGAUUCAGCUUCUGGUGUAUAUGCUCGUCAAGCUUUUUCAGCUUCGUUAGAGGAAAAUCAUAAAUCUAAUACUGCUGGAGAGGUUAAUAUGCUGAAGGAAGCACUUGCUCUUCUCAAAGCAGAAAAUGAUGCUACUGCUCUUCAGCUCAGAUCUAAGGAAGACAAAGUACAGAAGUUGAUGAAAGAAUUGCGAUCAAUGGAGGAAAGGUGUAAUAGUGCAGAGGUAGGUGUUGGUGAGGUAGGGAAACUGAAAACUGAGUUGGAACUUUUACAAACAGCUUUAAGGGACAUAGCUCAUGCUGUUCUUCAAGAUGCUGAAACGAGAGAUUCCCAUGUUCAUUUAACUCCUCAGCAACCCAUUCCUCCAAGAUCGCCAAAGAGAGGAAGGCCACCGACAUCUGCUGCAUUUGUUGAGAGCACAAUUUCGGCAGUUCAAGCUUCUCUUCAUAAAUACCAGUUGCAUAUUCAUGAAUUGCAGGUAAAAUUAGAAAAUAGCCGAGAACAAGCAGUUAUUACAAAACGUCAGUUGGAUGCCUUUGAAGAAGCAAACAAAGCGUUUGAAAUCAAGAUUGGCGAUCUGACUUCUGAUCUAGAUCGGAGCAAAUCCUUGACACAUCAGCUAACUCAGGAAAAGGAUAAUCUUACAAGAUCUCUGGAGACGAUUCGCGCUGAACGCUCUGUUCUUGAAAAAAAUAAAACAGAACUUAAUGAAAUGUUGGAACAUGUUGGAAAGGAAUUGGAGAAAACAAACAAAGCAAAUAUAAAACUUCAAAAAACAAUUGACUCACUAGAAGAAGAAAAAAAAUACAUAUUUGAUGAAAUUGAUCGAUUGAAACAAGAUGCUGAAUUGCGAGAAAUGAGUUUAAGAACUGAAGAAGAAAAAUGUAGUAGAUUAAAAGAAGAAACAUUGACCCUCAGAGAGGAAUUGGCCAAAGCGCAGUUGGCAAGAGAUUUACUCGAACAGCAGAAGAAUGAAACUGAUAGUCUCCUAAUGCAUAUUGAUAAAUCGAGAGGUGAAGUUGAAUUGGAGUUGGAACAAGUAUUGCUGGAAAAGUCUGAUAUGCAUGAAUCUUUGGCAAAGGCUGAAACCCUUGCAGCACAGUUAGAAGCAGAAAAAAAGAAACUUCUUGAGGAAAUAAAAAAAUUGCAGGAUGAAAAAGCCAUGCUUCAGAAUCAGGUAUUAGACCAAGAUAGUGACCUAGCUUCCAUGAGAAAAGAAAUCCUUAAUGGAGAACAAACAAGACUUGAUUUGGAUUCAGAGAAAGUGUCUCUACAAGAAAAAUGCAAAUUUUUAGAAAUGGAAAAAGAAAAGGUUGAGUUGGAGCUCGCUCAAGUCGUUAGAGAAAGGAGUGAAUUAAGCAACCAACUAGCCGUAGCAGGUAGAAAAAGAGAAGCGCUCGCUGAAGAAGUCAGUAGAAUCAAACAGAGGCUAGAGCAAGCAAAUGAAACAAAUUCCAGAAUAAACAGGAGUCUUGAAGAUCUUGUAAAGGAUUGUGAAAAUAAACAGGUUAUGUUGGAAGGGAAUGAAAAAGAAAUACAAAGAUUACAGGAGCAAAUCGCUUCAAUGCGUGCUGAUAAAGAAGCUCUCGAAGCGACAUUGUUUGAUACACAAGCUAAUCUAGAAGAUCUUACUUCACAUAAGAACCAAUUAGAUAAAGAUUUGCAGGAACUUCUUGUUCAACAGGAAUCACUUAAGGGAGAAGUGACGAGACUAAAAACAGAUCUAGAAAAUACAGAAAGAAAAAGUCAGGAAGUUAAGGCAUCUCUUCUGCAGCAGUCUGGUUCAAAGGAGGCAGAAUUUAAGCAGACACUUACUAAUUUACAAAAGAAAAGUGAAGAAACCAUAAAUAAGCUAACAGAAGAAAAAGAACAAGUAAGAGCCAUGUUGGAAAAAAAAUUACAUACUACUGUGUCGUCCUUAGAAGCAGAAAAAGAUCUGGAAAUUCAACAACUCCAACAAAGAAUAGCUGCCCUUCAACAACAGAUAGAAAAUGUAGUCCAGCAGCAUGAGGAAGUUCUUCUUCGUGCGGAAAGUGAAAAACAGCAAGCAUUAUUAUUAGCUCAACAAGAUCAGCAAGCCAUUGCUGAACGAUUAGAAGAUGCGAGGAGAGAGAUUGAGAUUGAACGUGCAGCUCAUGAGCGAAAUAGGAGGGAAGCAGCAACUCGUUAUGACCAAGACAGAACAGCCAUCGUUUCUCUUAGAGAAAGCCUCACAUCAGCCAGUGCCAAAUAUGACUUAUUUAAAACAAAAUGUGAGGAAGAAAAAUCAUCUUUGGAAAAUCGUAUAACUGAGCUUGUAAAAGAACGUGAUGUUGAGGUUCAGCAGUGCGAAGAUUUGAAACUUCAACUGCAUUUUGCCGAAGACAGGAUUGAUUCCUGUCAGACUCAACUCAGUGACACUGCACGACGGCUUAAAGAUGUCGAAAAUCAUCGUGAAUCUCUAAUCAAAGAGUUGACCGAUGUGAAACGGCAGUUGGCAGAUGCUUCUUUUGAAAGAGAGAAGUAUAGCAGCUCCAACAAAGAGCUUAGGGAGCACGUUAAGAGGGUAGAAGGUCAGAAGCGUGAACAGGCUAGAUCUUUAGAAGAAGCUCUGCAAAAAAUAGCAGGACUUGAGGAAGCUAAGAGAGCCUUAGAUGUAGAGAGAUCUCGCUUGCAAGCUGUAAUGAGAGACAUGGAUAGAAGUUUAAUGGAAGCUAAACAAGAGAGUGGAGGACUGUCCGGUGAAUUAGAGAAAGCAAGAACAGAAAUAGAAACUAAACGUAGUGAAGCAAGACAACUUGAUGCAAGAAUCGCGAGUGUUAUGGAAGAACGUGAUAGGGCUCAACAACAUCAGCACCAACUUUCAAAACAGGUUCAAGAACUAGAGAAUGCGCUUGAAAAUAUGAGGGAAGAGGUUGCCAAGAGCAGAAGUAAGGGUGAUGAGGAUGAUAGAAGAUGGCGCCAAAGAGAAGAAGAACUCCUUUUGAGACUUGAAGACAGUCGAGCAGGUGAAAGAAAGUUGCAAGAUACCGCUCAUAAUUUAGAAGUUUGUCUAGCUGAUGCUACACAGCAAAUACAAGAGCUCAAGGCAAGAUUGGGAGGUUCCGAAGGCCGAGUUAGAGCACUCGAAGCCCAACUAAUUCAAGUUGAAACUUCAAAAAGGGAAGUUGAAAGCAAAUUGAGUUCGGUUGGCUCUACAUUAAGGAGGAUCGCUGGAAUACAAAUGGAUGGUAGCAUUUCUCUCCCUUAUAAGCUCAGUUCUCCAACCAGGAGGUGGAGCCCUGUUAGAGGGGAGGAAAGAGGAGGAGGUGAUUUAGACCCUGAAGCUGUCAGGAGAGGGGUUCGAGCACUCAUGCAAGGAGUAGCACAAGUAGAAAGGGAAAGAGAUGAUCUUAAAGCUACACUUUCUGAAACCAAAAAGCACUUGAGAUCACAGAAUGAAGAACUAUCCCGCAAUGAAGCCAGAUUGGCAUCUACGAUGGGAGCUCUACGGCAAGCCCAAGAAGAAAAAGGAAGUCUCGAAGCACGUCUUGGCCAGAAAGAAUCUGCACUUAAGGCACAAUCAGAAGCCAGUCAUCGAGCAUCUGGUGAAAUUCAUCAAGUACAAGAGAAAUUAAACAUUCUCGAAAUAGCUCUAAAAACUGCAAAUGAAGAAAAAACUCAGUAUGAAGAAAAACUCGAAAAGAUGAAACAAUCUCUAUCGAGAUGUGAUUCUGAGAAAAAAAGUCUACAAGAAGAAUUGAAUAAAACAGAAGGCAGGGCAACAAAACUAGAACUGCAGCGUUUGGGUAUGGAAGGGGACAUUCAAAGGUUACAGAUUAUGUUACAGGAAAAGGAAUCUACUAUUCAGAAAUUACAAGAGAGAUUGGAAGUUGAAAACAGUACAGUAGCAGAACUUGAAGAGCGCUGCGGAUCCCUUAAAGCUACAAUAGAACAAUUAACUAUUUCUUUAGAAAAAUCGGCUGAUAUAGAAAGAGAGUUGCAAAGUGAGAUUGAUUCAUUACAAAGAUCUCUUGUUGAAGUGUCAGCUAGCUCACAUGCCAAUGCAGAUAAACUGAAAAACCUUCAGAAAGCUGUUUAUAAUGCUGAAAAUGAAAAGAGAAUCACUUCAGAAAGAUUAGAAGCAUCACAAGCUGCACUUUCCGAAGCAAGAAGAAGUUUACAGGUGUUAAAGGAUGCACAUUCUAGACUUCAGUCUGAAUUAGCAUCAUGUGAAGUGGAUCGCUCUGCUCUGGAAUCCCAGGUAAGGUUAGCUCAGUGGCCAAGUGAGGAGAAAGAAGAAUCCAGGAGGCAGGUUGCAGAACUAACUAUGAAACUUGAAACAUUGCAAGAUAGGAUUCGACAACUUGAAGGAGACAAACGAACGCUUGAACGAAAGCUUCACUCUAGUCGUAGCAAAUCUUAUGAGAGAGGUGAUAAGAUAAGCUCUAGAGAAUGGGGAGAGGAAAGUUUGCUUGGGUCCACUCAGCAUCUUUUAGAACAAGAAAACUUGGAACUCAAAACGAAAAUUAGGAGAUUAGAAAAUGAACUUCUUGAAAAAGAAUCUGAACUACAGAGACUUAGAAAUUUGGAAUUUGAAAGGCCUACAAAAGAUUGGAGUAGUGAAGCAGACAGGUAUAAGACUGCGAAGCAGCAAGCAGAGAGAUUAUUGGAAGCAAGAGAAUCAUCUCAUCGACAACAAGUCCUCAGGCUUGAAAAUCAGAUUCGAUUCUUAAAAGAACAGUUGAAUGAGGAGGUGAAAAGAAGACAGUUAUUUGUUAUGAAAACCUCUAGAGCAGGGCGAGAAGUCCAACAGCUUCACCGAGUAUUGGGUAGUUCACUCAGAAAUGUAUCCCAGGAUCCAUCAGUCGAUCCGUAUUUAUUAGAGAAAGAGGCCAGGCGCCUGGAUGCAAGUAUAGCUCCUCUUGCAUUACCCCCACCACAGCGAAAAUAAGUAUAAUAAUUCCAUAUUGUUCGUCCCAUGACGUGGUGAACAAAACAUCACUUCUCUUGAUAUUUUAACAACUUGAUACGGAACUUAGAGAUUUAGAUAAUUUUUUAAUGACUUUUUUUUAUUAGUUAGAGAAAUAUGGAAUUCAAUCCUGUUUUAUAUAAAAAAAAUGUUUACAAAAUUAUUAAAAAAAUUGUAUAACUUUUGUAUUCCAUAAUGAACUAAAGGAUUGGGUGUUUCAUUCAGUUAUGAAUGCCUUAAAUGUGAUUGUAUUGUCAAAUUUAUAAUUUAAGUUCAUUCUCUUUCUGAUGUAUAUUAACUUUUUUUACUACACAAAUUUUCAUAAUAAAUCUAAAUAAAACUCAUCUUAAAUGAGAUAACUAUUGAAAAAUGGGAACACUAUUGUUAAAUGUUAAGUUGUUUGUUAAAUUUAUGAUAAACUGUACAAGUUUAGAUGUUAUCCCGGAAGCUAAUGAAAUAUUUAAAGAACUUCCAAUGUAGCAAGCUCCCUUUGGAACAGCUAAACUUGAUCGGUUGUGCUCCUUGCAUUUUAUUUUUAGAUUUAAAGUUGUAACUGAUAAAUGUUGAAAGGCUGAUUCUGUCGAUGACAUCCUCCAAUUAUUCCUUUAAUUAAUUAUAGUUAUUGUACUGUUUAAUGUAACUGAAUUAUAUUAGUUAUAAUGUAUGAUGUAUAUUGUGCAUUCAUAUCUAUGUGUAUAUGCUCAUACACUUUCACACAAAAUAUUUGUCUACCCCAUUUUGUAAUAUUAUAUGAAUCACUUCAUGUAGAAAGGGUAUCGGUUUACUAUCUCACAAAGAUUUCGGAUUAAAUUUAAAGUACAUAGGUAACUAAACUCACAUUUAUUAUUCUGCUUCUUGUAAAUAUUUGACUUUUUAACUAAUUAAAGAUGUGAUAGAACUCCUGUAAUUAUUUUCAAACAAGCAACUACUUUUUAAACUUCACACAUUUAUUAUAAUAAUAGUUAUCUCAUGUUUAGAAAAAUGUUAAAUUUUUUUCUUGGUUUGCUCUUUAAUAUGAUUUUUAUU